Messenger RNA from Gossypium arboreum, 739 nucleotides. RefSeq names its product oleosin G. Bases 64 to 549 code for a protein of 161 amino acids. Lineage: Eukaryota; Viridiplantae; Streptophyta; Magnoliopsida; Malvales; Malvaceae. Gene Ontology annotation, cellular component: monolayer-surrounded lipid storage body; membrane. Gene Ontology annotation, biological process: lipid storage. The transcript has a single exon. The record is from RefSeq and is a predicted model, not a curated record.
CCCUUUACCCCCCUUCUCUCUAACCUUCCACUUCCCUUUGAGCUCUCUCAAAACCCCCCAACCAUGGCGGAGCGCAACCCAACCCAGCAGCGGAGAUCCCCAACAGGACCUAAUAACCCCACCGCCCCCGCCUUGUCCACUUUCUUACAAAGAAUCCAAGCUCAUUCACCGCACUCCGCUCAACUCCCCUUGUUCAUUACCGCCUUGAUUCUCCUACUCCUCACCGGGCUCACCUUGACCGUGACCAGUCUCGGCUUCAUCUUUUUCAUGCCAUUGAUCAUCAUUUCUAGCCCUAUAUGGUUUCCUAUAGGCGCCGUGGUGUCGAUCGUUUUCGCGGGUUUCGCCUCUGUGUGUGGCUUCGGGGUUUUGUCGGUGGUGGGGUUUUGCUGGAUGUAUAGGUACUUUAAAGGCAUGCGCCCGCCGGGGUGGGAUAGGGUCGAUUAUGCGCGGAGCCGGAUUUACGAUACGGCUAGCCAUGUCAAGGACUAUGCUAUGGAAUAUGGUGGUUACUUGCAAAGCAAAGUAAAGGAUGCAGCCCCUGGUGCAUGAGGAAAAUGUGUAUGUAUUUGGAUCCGAUUAUAGCUGCCUGCUAGCUUUUUCUUUUUUACAAAGUAUUUUUGUUUUGAAUAUGAAAUUUGCACAUCUUUGUACAACUUUACUUUUGAUUAAUGUGAAUGUGAUCAUCCAUAUAAUCAACCUCAAUCCAUACAUGACAUCAACAUUUCCUUUUUUUAAAUAA